AUGCCUUGCAUGGCUGAUACUCCAGACUUGCCUCUGGCGAAGAGACAAAAGCGAGUGUCGCGUCGAGAUUCCCAUGGGGAACUGCGUGGCUCCAAGAUCUUCUCUCCUUUUCGGACACUCGGACUGGUGUCCCCGACGCCAGUUCCUUUCACCUUCGUGCGUCUUGGUAAAUCAACCUUCCAAAUCACUACGUCCGUGGGCCAUUCGCUACAAACAUAUGACUUGCGGAAAGGGUUGAAUCUGGUUUUUCUGAGUCGACCCCAAACCCCGGAGAUCAUUACAUCGACUUUUGCAUGGCAGGACAAAGUCUUCGUCGCGUGGGGCCACCUUCGACCGCGAUCUCCAGGCGGGGUGUGGGUAUUUAAGCGUGGCAAGCGAAUCGCAUCGCUCGAGAACCCCCCGAGUCUUAGCGGGCCUAUUGAACGACUAGUGGUGUUCGGAUCAUGGAUCAUCGGCUGCUGGGCGGGAGGCAUUGAGGUAUGGAAGACGGAGACUUACGAGCAUUACACAAGUCUCCGGCCUCGGCCCACUCAGGAAUUCUCCGGGGACCAGAUCUAUACCGGCAUUAUGUGCACUAUGCCGACGUAUCUCAAUAAAAUCUUCGUGGGAAGAUGCGAUGGAGCGGUUGACAUUUGGAAUCUCAGGAGAGGGAAAUUACUUCACACACUGCUACCACUUUCGUCAGCCACUGGUCCCGUCACUGCAAUGCAGCCAGCUCCUGUCUUAUCUUUACUGGUCAUUGCCCAUAAGAGCGGCGCCCUGUCAAUUCAGAAUGUUGAUUUUGGUCAGCCGGUGCUGUGUCUGAGGACCGCAGCCUCUCGAAGCCCGCCUGUGACAUCAAUCACUUUCCGAAGCGAUGGUCUUGGCGCUGGCCAUGACGGCCGGAAAUCGGGGGUGAUGGCGACCGCGUCAAGUGGUAGUGGUGAUAUCACCCUGUGGGACUUGAACGAUGGAGGCCGAGUGGCAGGGAUCUUGCGAGGGGCUCAUCGAGUGUCGGGGACUGGGACUGGACAAGGAAUCAAUCGCGUUGAAUUCUUGGAUGGCCAGCCGGUGCUGGUGUCUACCGGGGAUGACAAUUAUUUGAAGACCUGGAUUUUCGAUGAGACCCCAUUCUCGCCCAUCCCCCGGUCUCUCCAUUGCAGAGGCGGACACUCAGCUGCUGUGAGUGCCCUAGACUUCUUGCCGGCAUCUUCAGACGGAUCCGAAUCUGGUGGGAAAUGGCUUCUCAGUGCCAGCAAGGAUUGUAGUCUCUGGGGGUUUAGUCUGCGCAAAGACAGUCAGCAUACCGAGGUAUCGCAGGGCAGUGUGGAGCGUAAAGCAAAAAAGUUGGGGCCAUCAGGCAACUCCACAAUACCGUUGGAAGACCUGAAAGCCUCCGAGGUAACCUCUAUCGCGUGCUCUCUUAACCGCGAUGGGGGCAUGGGUGUGACAACUUCAGGUCCCAUUUGGUCCAACCAAAAACUCACUAACACCGAUGCCUCUAACGCAACCGGGUGGGAGAGUAUAGUGACUGGCCAUCGGGGUGACAAGUAUGCACGAACCUGGUUUUGGGGCAAAAAGAGGGCUGGUCGCUGGGCGUUUGCAACUGGUGAUGGAACGGAAGUCAAGAGCGUGGCCAUUUCGCACUGCGGAACUUUCGCUGUCGUUGGAUCGGCGGGAGGUGCCGUUGACAUGUUUAACAUGCAAUCGGGGCAUCAUCGCCAAAGCUUUCCAUCUCGUCUACCCAAGUCUCGUGGCAUGAAAACCAGCCCCGGCUCUAUGGGCGAAAAGACGAGACAUACCAAAGCAGUGACCGGCUUGAUGAUUGACAGUCUCAAUCGAACUGUUACUAGCUGCAGCUUAGAUGGCAGGGUCAAGUUCUGGGAUCUCCUCUCGGGAUCAUUGAUCGAUGAGUUGGAUUGGAACCCAAUGGCCGCGGUUACAGGACUUCGAUACAACAAGGCGAGUGAGCUUGUUGCCUUCAGCUGUGAUGACCUGUCAAUUCGUGUAAUCGACCUCGAGACUAGGAAACUUGUUCGUGAGUUUUGGGGAUGCGUGGGCCAGGUCAAUGACUUCAUUUUCUCCAGUGAUGGACGGUGGAUUAUUGCGGCCUCGAUGGACUCGGUGGUGCGCGUAUGGGAUUUGCCAACUGGGCACCUCAUUGACAUCUUUCGGGUUUCCAGCACCUGCACCGCUCUGGCCAUGCCGUCUACCGGUGAAUUUCUUGCUACUGCACACGCCGAUGGUAUUGGUAUCAGCCUUUGGAGCAACCGCAGCCUCUUCAUGCCUGUGUCCACUAAACACGUGGACGAAAGCCUUAUUGAGGAUGUUGGGAUUCCGGCUACAUCUGGAGAGAGUGGUGCUGGUCCUAUUGAAGCUGCGUUCUCAGAUAACCCGCUUCUGGAUGAGACGGAAGGGCCGGUACUGGCAACCGACCAACUCCGUCAUGACAUGAUGACCCUCAGUCUUGUCCCCAAGAGCAAGUGGCAGGCACUACUUCAUCUAGAUUCAAUCCGAGAACGAAACCGGCCUAAGGACCCUCCUAAGGCCCCCGAAAAGGCGCCGUUUUUCCUUCCCUCUCAUCUUGGAUCACACACCACCGGGGCAGCGACCGGGCCCAUCAGCAACGAGACUGCUGACCUGGAGUCUCUGGUCACAAGCGCGGAGGCUGAACGUUCGCGGAUCGCCAAAUUGCAAGGUUCGGGGGAUAUUGGCCCUGCUACCUCUCCCUUCACGCAGGCCUUGGAAUCUGGGCGUCGUACCGGCAAGUUCGAUCCAUUCAUCGAUCAUCUCAAGUCACUAGCUCCAGCCAAGGCGGACCUGGAGAUCCGCUCCCUGGAUCCCCGGGUGCGUGAUGGUCACUCUGAGCUGUCCGACUUUGUCAUUGCCUUGACGGCUCGCCUCAGACUGAAAAGAGAUUUCGAAGUGGUGAACGCAUGGAUGGCUGUGUUCCUGAAAAGCCACGCCGACACAGUGGGAUUAUGUUCGCAUCGUGAUGAACCGGAGUACCGUCUUCUUCGAAAGGCCCUCACAUCAUGGAGCCAUGAACAACAACAGGAGGGAAGGCGCCUGGCCGAAAUGGUUGGAUACUGUCGCGGGGUGGUGGGAUUCCUGAGGUCUGCCCGCUAG
Molecule: messenger RNA, 3108 nt
Organism: Penicillium alfredii
Lineage: Eukaryota; Fungi; Ascomycota; Eurotiomycetes; Eurotiales; Aspergillaceae
Product: rRNA-processing protein UTP21
Exons: 5
Coding region: 1-3108 (1035 amino acids)
Biological process (GO): rRNA processing
Cellular component (GO): small-subunit processome; Pwp2p-containing subcomplex of 90S preribosome
Molecular function (GO): protein binding
Source: RefSeq, a predicted model, not a curated record